Messenger RNA from Exophiala aquamarina CBS 119918, 1680 nucleotides. RefSeq lists its product as uncharacterized. Gene Ontology annotation, molecular function: transmembrane transporter activity. Gene Ontology annotation, biological process: transmembrane transport. The transcript is spliced from 4 exons. The record is from RefSeq and is a predicted model, not a curated record. Lineage: Eukaryota; Fungi; Ascomycota; Eurotiomycetes; Chaetothyriales; Herpotrichiellaceae. The coding region runs from base 1 to 1680 and encodes 559 amino acids.
AUGGAGUUCGAUGAAGUUCUCCCUGGUACUCAUCGGCUAUACGACCCCAAUGGAAAUGCAUUGCAAAGCGAUGUCGGUCUGAAGAAGCAUGGCGAUAUCGUGCUGGUGCCUCAGCCCACCGACUCACCAAAUGAUCCUCUCCACUGGUCCAUGCCUCGCAAAAUCCUGCACAGCUUUCUCGUCUGCUUUAUUACCGCAUUGACCGCGGCCACGAGUAAUGACUGCGGUCGGUCCCCCGCUGCCUUGAACCUGGAUCUCAAUAUCAGUUACAGCUCAUUCAACACAGGCGCCGGCAUCCUGUUCAUUGGCAUAGGCUAUUGGUGCUUGUUGUCCUCCCCAGCCGUAUACCUCUAUGGCAGGCGUAUACUCUAUCUCGUAUGCUUGCUCUUUGGCCUUGCAGGAAGUAUUUGGUUCGCGAGAGUCCAGAAAACAAGCGACGCUCUUUGGAAUCAGCUAUUUGUUGGAGCUUCCGAGUCCGUGGCCGAAGCAACUGUGCAGCUUUCCCUCAUGGAUCUUUGGUUCCAGCACCAACGAGGCUCCGUUCUGGGUAUAUACAUCCUUGCCACCAGUAUAGGGACGUUCUUGGGGCCGUUGAUUGCCAGUUAUAUUGCAGACAGCGAUCUUGGUUGGAGAUGGAUUGGCUGGACCGGCGCCAUUUUCAAUGGAGGCACAUUCCUGAUCUUUUUAUUCACACUCGAAGAAACCGCUUUUCGUCGAGAUCUUGUCCUUGUCAACAACGGUGACAGGUAUCUUGUGGAUGGUGUUGCCACAGCAGAUGGGGCUGAUAGCGAGACCAGGUCAAGCUUGGCUGGGACCAAAAUUGAUGAUGAAAAGGCCGCAUCUAAGCGGAAUGGGUCUGCGGCUAUCGAACAGCAAUCGUCUGCAAGCCAGGAAAAGCGUAAGACAUACUGGCAGCAAAUCGCUAUCAUAACACCAGCAGCAAACCUCCGUGGUAUAGGCUUCAAGCAAUACUACCAACGGCUUUUCCAUACUCUGAGGGUAUUCACCUUUCCAGCUGUCAUAUACUCAGGUGUUCAGUGGGGUGCCCAAGAUGCUUUUCUCACCUUCUACUUGACCGUGGAAGAAGAUAAUUGGUAUGGUCCACCUUGGAACUACUCUGAUGCCGCAGUGGGAAAUAUGAGCAUCCCAAGUCUCAUUGGCGCCGUUAUAGGCUGUUUCUAUGGUGGUUGGUUCAGUGACAAGUUCGUUGUGUGGAUGGCACGAAGAAAUGGUGGGGUCAUGGAAGCAGAGCAUCGCCUAUACCUCAUGUUCCUUGCAGCAGCAAUUUUUCCAACCGGUCUGUUCAUUUUCGGCAUUGGCAGCAACGAUGGAUGGGCAUGGCCAGCUCCUUAUGUCGGGCUCGGCUUCAUUGGCUUUGGUUGGGGCUGUGCAGGAGAUCUUUCAAUGGCCUAUCUGGUCGAUGCGUAUCCGGAUAUGGUCCUUGAGGGAAUGGUCGGCGUUGCCGUCAUCAACAACACUCUUGGCUGUAUCUUCAGCUUUGUGGCCAGUAAGUGGCUUGACCAAAGCGGCCUCCAGAAUACCUUCAUUGCCAUUGGAGCACUCUCAUUUGCCUUUUUGAUGACGACUCUCCCAAUGAUUAUUUGGGGAAAGAAUGCUCGACGCUGGACGAGGACCAGAUAUCAGAAAUUCUUGGAGAUACGUGAUGGGUUUGGAAACUGA